Molecule: messenger RNA, 1705 nt
Organism: Lineus longissimus
Lineage: Eukaryota; Metazoa; Nemertea; Pilidiophora; Heteronemertea; Lineidae
Product: small ribosomal subunit protein mS27-like
Exons: 10
Coding region: 7-1413 (468 amino acids)
Cellular component (GO): mitochondrion
Molecular function (GO): protein binding
Source: RefSeq, a predicted model, not a curated record
GCUUCCAUGAUGAGCAUGUGGGCGAAAAGGGCAUCAAAAAUAUUCAGUUUUACACGAAACUUAGUUAAUGCUGCUGGUCGAAGGUACAUACUCUCUGAAGCCUACUCCUGCAAUGAAACAUGGGAAAAAAGAUUACAGAGUCCUGUUUUUCAAAACGUUGAUGUCAAUGACUUUGUGUUGAAACUUCAUGAUAAAUUUGAAAAGGAAGGCUCUGUCACAGCUAUUGACAUGGAUAUUCUUGCAAACAAACUUCAAGAUGUCAGCAUCAUUCAGUUAGAUUUUGUGGAUAAAUUGUUCUACAGAUUCCGGCACACCCAGGAUGCUCUCCAGAUCAUGCCAUCCACACCAUACUCUUUGAUACGGGCGUAUAUUGAUCAAGGAGAGAGUGACAGGCUGGUCGAUAUAAUACAGGAUAAGAUUGGUUAUGGAAUGUUUCCAGACUUCUACUCGGCAAAUAUUCUGAUGGACCACCUCAUAAAAAUGAAAAAUUACUUGGAUGCAGCCCGUGUAGCUUGUGAAAUGGCAUUGCAAGAGGACCUGUCAAAUGAAGUGACCAGGCUGCUGGUGUUAAACAGCUGUCACCUGUGUUUACAGAACCCUGUGGAGAUCGAAGAAGAGGAACCUGAACCACCAGCACCCCCUAGUGAUGAAGUCACCUAUAUGAGAGUACCAUAUAUAAGGAACCCCCACUAUGAUGAUCAUUUUGACCUGACCGAUGAAGAUGUUCUCCUUGGAAAAACUUUAAAUUUUGUUGGUAGAUUACAGAAUGAUAUCAUAGGCCGUAGUUCCCAAGUCAUUGGCUUGGCCAAGUAUCAGAAGUUUGACAAAGCUCUUGCACUAAUGAAGCAGUAUUUGGAGACAACUGAGGAAUCAUCAAUAACAGAAAAUGUGCUUGAUAUCUUGAAGACAACGUUGGACAAAGUAGAAACAGUUGAUCCAGAGGAAGCUAAUAACCCAGGGAUGCCAAAGAAAUUGACCGCAGAAAUGAAGGAGACAUUCAUGAAGGAAUUGGAGGAAUUAUCAGCAAAACUGAAAGCGGCAAACAAGGUUUCAACUGAAGACUUGCACAAAUUAGUAACGGACUAUGUCACAUCUGAAUUACCAAAAUACGAGGAAAAGGAUAUUCAUGAUCAAAAACGUAUAAUGGAAGAGUGGUCUGUAAAUCGCGAAGAGAGUCUAGCAUCUCAGGUGAAACGAUAUGAAGAUACACAGAAAAAACAAGAACUGAUUCGAAAAAUGAAAGAAUUACGAAAGAAGGAGGAAUUUUUGAACUAUUAUGCCAUGAAGGACAAAAUUCUGUUAGCGGAAUCAAAAGUUCCGAAACCGAAAAAGAAAAAACUCAAAGAAGAGAUUGAUGAAAAUGUGUUGGCUUUAUUGAAACAAAGUGAGAAGCGUGAGAAGAAUUUGGUCUAGUCCUUGUGCUUGGACAUGGGCAUAACAAACCCCUUGCUGAUGGUCAUUUUACAGAUGACCUCUAUGGUUGAGAGACACCCUUGGGAUAGACAUGUUCUGAUGAUUAUCGGGGUGGUCUCACUUCAGUUAGGACUUUAUGAUAAGUGGGAGUAGAGUUGGGAAGGAAACUGUUGCCAUCUGGUCAUUGGCCUUGAAGAGAAGUAUUUUGAAAUCUUUGAUUAUGCACAGCCAAGAGGUUGGCCUACAUGUGUGCACAAAUGGAAAGAGAGUUGUUUGGAAUAAAAAUAUUGCU